This is a messenger RNA of Egretta garzetta (little egret), 11729 nucleotides long. RefSeq names its product neurotrypsin-like. Gene Ontology annotation, biological process: proteolysis. Bases 2537 to 5005 code for a protein of 822 amino acids. The transcript has 18 exons. Gene Ontology annotation, cellular component: membrane. Gene Ontology annotation, molecular function: serine-type endopeptidase activity. The record is from RefSeq and is a predicted model, not a curated record. Lineage: Eukaryota; Metazoa; Chordata; Aves; Pelecaniformes; Ardeidae.
UACUUAAAGGGACUGCGGACAAGCCAGUAAAGUUGGAGUCUUUGGCAAAAAGUGAAAAGUAGACUUGAGUGAGCAUUUGAUGUCACGUGGUAUCUGUCAGCACUGCUGCGUGGAUCUUGACUGCGCCUUUGUUUCCAGAGUGAAAAAUGCCCAUCUUGACCAGCUGUCUUUGUUCAUGAGGUUCUUGGGUCUUGCGAUCUUAGGAUUUCUGCACUGUGGUGUUCAACUAGCCUCAGUGUGGAGUCAGGUCCUCGCUGAAAUAAAAUCUUCUAGGAAUGCAUGUAAAUGCAUUUUCUAACAGUUAGGGGGUGCCUUUUCCUCGUGUAUAAGCUUCCUGCCUAACUUCUGAGCUGCCAGCAAGAAGUGCUCAGGCCAGACUUAAAACUGAUAGUAAUCUCAUGACUCGUACUCCUACACGCUUCUGCUGAAGAUCUCUUGUGGAGGAAGCAUUGAUAUUUUGGCUGGUUUUGCUGAAUAGUAGUCCUGCCAGUUCAGGAGAAAUAGGUUGAAUUCCAGAGAGCUGAGAGCAUUUUAGAAGACGGUACUUCUCCUUCAGAAAGGUCAGUACAGAAUAAUCUGGAAAAAUCAAGACAGAAAGACUCUGUAGGGAAUCAUAGACUUCUUAUUAUAGAACUGUGCUUAUAUCAGGGUGAGAAGGUGGUCCCUGUUAAAUAGUGGUCUUAGGUGUUUACAACUACUUCAAACUUGCCCACACAAGAAAGUUCAAUAUACGUUUUACCUUGGUUUUAGAUACGUUACCUAUCUAAACUGCCAUAGUUUUAUUGGUAUAAUUUCCUUUUUGGUCUUCCUCUCCACCUUGGAGAGGGCCAUGUAACUAUGAGAGCUUUUGAGAAUCUGAAUCCACCUCUCUGAAGAAAAUGUCGUUGCAUGUGCCAGAAAACCAGGGCGAGUCUUGGCAUGAAGGAAGUCGUUCCAAAAGAGGAGACAACUGCAAAACCCACUGUAUGUUUGCACAGUUUGUCAUUGCUCCAGAAACUGAAUAUCAGACUUGGACUUCUGUUGCUUUUAGUACACUGGUCUUGUGUUUCCUUUAAAAUCACUUUCUUUUCCUUUAAAAUCUAGGAAACCACUUCAUCCUAGGAAGCCUUGCCUUGAGAGGGAAGCAAGUGACAAGCUGCUAUGAGAGAAAUCCAGGACAGGCUUUUGCUAGAGGUUUUAAACCCUGUUUAGUAUGUGUCAGAGGCUGAAUGCAGCUGUUUCUUUCCAGGUCUAAAGGGCUAAAUAGGUGAGCGUCUUACGGGAGUUCUGAAGGGGCAUCAACAACCUCUCUACUCCUGACUAAGGAGCAGAUUUCUCUAGAUGCCAGUAGAUUUUCCUGUUCCUGCCUCCAGUAUAUCCUUUCCUUGUGUUUUCACUGGAGAAAGUGGUUCUAAAUUCCAACACGUUCCCAUCUUUUAAUUUUGUUUUGCUCCUUUUUGCCAGUGCUGCCUGAGAGUUACAGUGUGCUGUAGCAUCUAAACUAUUUCCAUCCUCUGUUGCCCUGAUCAUCUGCCUCCCUCGCUAUGAGGAUAUAGGAGAUUAGCUUAUUUACUGAGUGUAAUUCUUGGCCAAAUCCACCGUGGUACAAAUCCACUCCAGAAAGGGCUCCUUCCCACCACUCAGCGACUCCUGUGACAGAUCCAGCAUGUAGUGGAAUUUCCUUCCAUUUGGUGAGGGACUGAGGAUGAGGCAACACAAAACUGUCAUGUGAAGUGAGUAAUGGGCAAUAAGCGAGCGAAGAAAAAAAAGAUGCUUUCUGUUAAGCCAAUGGAUUUUUAGCAGCUCAUUCCUUGUUUUUAUGCUGAAGGUGUCUUUGGAAAUGCUGCUCAGCAGACUUGGCCAGAAGUGAGCUCAUUUCUUAAGGUGACCUUCAUGUUUCAUGCUGCAAAACACCAGGAGUUAAUCCCUCCAAAAUCAGAAUUUAAAUGUAGGAAAUGCCCAUUAGACUGAGCUGAGGAGCAGCACAGGGAACGUGUGUAAAAAGAAAAAAAAAAAAAAGUUCCAGGAUUGAACAGCUUCAAAUUGACCAAUUCCUUUCUUAGGUUUAAUAAUGUUUGAAACUUUUUGUUGUACCCUCUAACCGUAAUUCAUACAAAGGAGCAGCAAGCUGGAAACACUGAAACACCGGGUAGGAUUGUUGGUAGCCGUGCGGUGGUGACCAACCCUCGGGACAGCAGCCUGGCUGACUGAGUUAAACAACUUUAUGGCCCAAGGUCAAGGAGGCGCUCGACGGAAGGGCUCCCGGAGGCAAUACCCACGACGGCCAGGCGCAGGGCUGGGAAUCGGGAGCGCGCCCUGGAGCGGGCUGUGCUACCGAGAAGAAUCAAGGAGAAGAGAUGAGGAGAGGAAGGAGAAAGUGAAAUCGUAAGAUGCUGCCGGGAACUUUGAUCCCUUUCCCUGCACCCCUCUCCUGACAUAGAUAUGGAAGAGGCAUCCCACUCCCUCCGGUGCGGAUCGGCUGGUGCAGGCCCUGAGCCCGGCAGCUGAACGAGAAUGCGAUGCUUGGAGAAGCUUCUGCCCACUUUGUACAGUAAGGAUGGAGAUCCCCAAAGUCCUCGGGUUCCUGGUACUGCUCACGAGCCUCUUACCCUGUCUCAGAUGCGUGGAGGCUUUCCUGGGAUCCCAGCCCAACCAAAACCAUUUGCAGAGUGCAGCGUCCAGCGUGUGUGGUGUCGGGCCUCUUGGGUAUUACAAUGGCUCGCUGGCAGUCACUGAGGCCGGGGCAGAGUGCCUCAACUGGGCAGAGUUCCCCGAUUAUGUUCAGCAGUACCCAGACCGUGGCUUGGGGGACCACAACCACUGCAGGAACCCAGAUGGGGGAACUACACCCUGGUGCUUCUACCGGCUUGCGUCAGGGGCCAUCGGCUGGGCUAACUGUGACUGUAACCAAGGUGCUGUGCGGUUGGCUGAAGAUAGCAGCGUGCAGCUGUACUUCAGUGGACUCUGGGGCACCAUCUGUGCUGACCACUGGACUGACUGGGAUGCCAGUGUUGUCUGCAGGCAACUAGGUCUCAGUGAGAUCGGCACAGCCGGGAAGAAGAGUCAUUCCGGACUGUGGCCUGUUCCCCUGCACCUGCAGUCAGCAAACUGCCAUGGGGAUGAGAAGGCCUUGCUGCAGUGUGGCUAUCGGGAAGCUGUGUCAGGAGCUUGUAACCAGGGGAGCGCCACGGUAAUGUGUGUCCCUCCAGAAGGUGUAGGUGCCCCGCUGCGUUUAGUUGGGGGAAAGGAGAGCUUUGAAGGGCGAGUGGAGGUUUACCAUGAUGGCAAGUGGGGUACCAUCUGUGACGACCAGUGGGACGACCGGGAUGCUGAAGUAGUUUGUAGGCAGCUGGGACUCAGUGGGAACCCAAAAGCCUUGUCAUGGGCUCACUAUGGGCAGGGGUCUGGCCCAAUCCUGCUGGAUGAAGUCGAGUGCUCAGGCAAUGAACUCUCACUUGACCAGUGCAAGAAGAGUGACUGGGGACAGCAGAACUGUGACCACAUUGAAGAUGCUGGGGUCUCCUGUGACCCUUUCACAGAGGGCAUGGUCAGACUGGCUGGUGGCCACAGUCCCAGUGAAGGCAGGGUAGAAGUUUAUUACAACGGAGACUGGGGCACAGUAUGCGAUGAUGGCUGGACAGACCUUGGUGCCCAGGUGGUCUGCAGGCAGCUGGGCUUCAGUGGUCCUGCUACCCUGGCCUCUGAAGGGGACUAUGCUGCUGGCCAAGGCUUUAUCUUACUGGAUGAUGUGGCUUGUCUGGGGACAGAGCUGUCCCUCCUGGACUGUCCCCACAGCAGCUGGGGACAGCACGACUGCUCACAUGCUGAGGAUGUGGGAGUCCGCUGUUCCCCUGAGAGGAACACCAUCAUGGAUGGCAGCCUGGGGCCUCCUGUGCGGCUGGUAGAUGGAGAAAGCACCAAGGAGGGACGGGUUGAGGUAUUUCUGAAUGGGCAGUGGGGCAGCAUCUGUGAUAAUGGCUGGACAGACAGAGAUGCUGCCGUAGUUUGCAGGCAACUAGGAUUCAGUGGUACAGCAAAAGCCAGGGCAAUGGCUUAUUUUGGUGAAGGCCAGGGGCCCAUCCAUCUGGACAACGUAGAAUGCAGUGGCACGGAGCACACCCUGGGGCAGUGUGUCAGGCCUCACACUGGGAUUGACAGCUGCUGGCACAGUGAGGAUGCUGGUGUGAUCUGUGACUAUGUGGAAGAGAAGGUCCAAGACAUCAGAAGAACAGGUCCAGAAUCUGGUGUGUGUGGGAUGCGCCUGCUUCACCGUCGCAAGAAAAGGAUCAUAGGUGGAAACAAGUCUCUCAGAGGCGGUUGGCCAUGGCAGGCCUCACUACGGUUGAAGGGUUUUCGUCGAGAUACUCGUCUACUGUGUGGAGCAACGCUGAUCAGCAGCUGCUGGGUAGUGACUGCAGCCCACUGCUUCAAAAGGUUUGGUGUUGAUGUGCGGCGCUACCUGCUGCGGGUGGGUGAUUACCACACCGGUGUGAAGGAUGAGUUUGAGAGGGAGCUGCCCGUGGAGCGGAUCGUCCUCCACAGGAACUACUGGGCUGGCAGCAACGAUAAUGACAUUGCCCUGGUCCGGAUGCGGGGCAGAGAGGAGCACUGUCUCUCCUUCAAUCACCACGUUCUGCCUGUCUGCUUGCCCGACAGGAAAGAGAAGUCUGACAUCAACAGGCAAGCUUGCAUCAUCUCCGGCUGGGGAGACACAGGGAAGUCCUAUUCGAGAACCCUGCUGCAGGGGGUGGUGCCUCUUCUCCCACGGGAAGACUGUGAGGUCCGUUAUGGGCAGAAGUUCACUAACCGCAUGAUUUGUGCUGGGAACCUCUCUGAAGAUAAGCGGGUGGACAGCUGCCAAGGUGACAGUGGGGGGCCACUCAUGUGUCAGAGGUCAAAUGGACGCUGGAUCAUUUUGGGGAUCACUUCCUGGGGUUACGGCUGUGGUCGGAAGGACUCCCCCGGUGUGUACACAAAGGUCAGCAAAUACGUGCCCUGGAUCAAGAAAGUGACCAAGCUAAAAUGAAAACAUCUGAGUUCUAGAAACUUCAGCGUAUGGUCCUUUUGCCCUGCAGCAGCAGAAAGCUGUGGCUUCUGACCUGUGACUGAUGGAGAUUUGUUUUGUCAUUGGACACUGGGAAAUGACGUUAACUUAGAACUGGGAGAAAACCAGAUAUGGCUGAUUCUUUAAAGUCUUUGGUUUCACUUUAGUCCAUAAUCUCUGAGCAGAGGAAGCAGGUGCACACCGGUAAGAAUGCUCUGACUAUCUGAGUCCUGUAAUGCAAUCACACUUGUCCCUUUGCCCCGGCACACAGAAAUGGUAGAAGUGGAGAGAGGCCUGCCUCUGUAAAUCUAUUCACAUUUUUCUAUGUUCGCUAAUGAAAAAAGCGGCAAGGAGAUGUGAGAUGCUUGGAAGAUGGUGCCUGGCUCUGGCAUAAUGGAAAUCUUCAGAUAUUUUUUCAUAACAGCUCUCUUCAAUUCCAGGAAUCGGAAGAUUUGACCUGAGCUGAGGAAUAGGCCAACAGUUGGGGUUUUUUUCCAUCCCUGUUAUGUCUCUAGGGGGAACCUUCUCUCUUCUGAAUAGUAUGUCUGUUCCCAUAUGAUCCCUUCAAAGUGUCUGUCCCUGCUAAGAGAUGCUUGCUCCUCCUGCUGUAAUCCUGUAUCACACAUUUCCAGCUGCCAGAUGCUGUGGUUUUAUUGCUGCUUUCUCCAUAUAGUGGUUCUUUUGUGUUUGUUUUUUUCUCCCUUAACGCAGAAUCUCCUAAAAUCAGUUGUUGGUGUGAGAGUAAAUCUUCAUUUUUAAGAGACAGUAGCUUUCUUGCCCUCGUGAUUACUACAAAGAACUUAAAAAUGUGACUUCAAAAGGCUGAAUUGACACAUUAUUUUUCUUUACAUCCAAAUGUAAUGUUAAUCUCAAACAUUCAGGCAUUGAGUCAUGAUUUAACAGCACUAUGGGGACUUUCUCUUGGUACCUGAUUCACUGUAGUUAUUAGCUGCUCUUUAUUUGUGAUGUUAAUCUUUAACAUCUCUGUGUUACAGUUCUCCUGUGAAACAUGGAAAUAAUCCUGGGGUAUAGAUACAGAACAAACACAGGCAGUGAGUAAUUUGCUUGAGGUGUAAAACAGUAAGUGUGCUGCAAAGCAGCUUCCCGCUUUCCCGAAGUGUGUCCUAUUCUUGCAGCCUCUGGGCUAUGCUUCCUCUCUUCUCUUCUUUUCACUAUUUCUCUUUUCAUUCCUCUCAGUGGGAGUAAACUGGCUUAACUCAAGGGUACGCAAGCAGUGCCAUCAAGCUGUAGUUCUCAGCCUGAACAGAAGUGAUGCUGAGAGAAAGCAGGGGUUGUUGAAUACUUCAAUUUCUUUCUUCCCUCUCAUCCAAACAAAUGAACAGAGUUCCCUCUUAGGCCUUAAUCACUUUUGCAAGUUAAUUUAUUAUUCUCAAGUAGGUAGGAAAAUAUAAAAAUAGACAUAAGGGCUAAGUGCAUUAACAGUUGUGCAGUGCACAGUGUGUUCUCUCUGUGUGUAGACAAGGCAGAGAGGAGGCAGGUCUGCUCAGGAGCGGAGGCUGUAAGACUUGAUGUAUAACCAAGGACCCAAAUGUGGAGUAGUAAUACAGAAUGGGACACAAGGAACGUGUGCCAGAUGUGCAUGUUUUGGGUUCACUCUUGCACUCAUGUAGGCUGGGCAAUGACUGGCUCAGGCACUGGCCUGCUGUGCAGAGGGUCUGCACUCAAGGCAUGGAGGUGUUCGGUACCUAGGUGUUACCAAGGCAAGAACAGAAGACGAAGCACAGCCUGUGGAUUAGCAAUGCCAUGUUACAGGGUAAGUGGUGACAGAGUCCUAGAAACUGCCUUGGAUUCAAUAAGUAGUGAUUGCCUGAAGGUUUAAUUUGUCUUCUAUAAAGCAGAUUAAUGUAAAGGUGCUGACCUGGCUAGAUGGCUGAUUUUUGUGUGUGAAUGCUAAACUAAAUAGUUCCAUUUACCCUCUCCAGGGAUUAUAGGGCAGUUGGGUUACCAAUGCUGCAAUGGACUGCAAUGGAAACUUCAUUUUAAAAACUACAAGAAUCCUGAAAACGUGCAAUGCCAGAAUGCCUGCAAACUGGCCUUUGAGACAGAUCUGAUCUGUUCAUGCCUCCUUUCAAGUGCUGAAUGUCUGCAGGGUAGCUUGUGCUGAUAGCCCGGCUUGAAGUGCCAGGCUUGAUCCUUGGGUAGGGCUGUGCUUGGCUCCACACUGGCUGUGUUGUCCUACGGCUGCUGGCAGAGAGUCCCUAAGACGCAAGCUGCAGACUGCUCCUUAUCUACCAGGAAUUAAAAUGACAGGAGGACCGAGGGCAAUUAUGUUACAGACCUCUGGUCUUGUGGGGGAUUAAAUGCCAAGUUCCACACUGGCAGCAACAGUACCUGUCUGGGAAACAUGGAGGGAUAUGGCUCUUACCUUCAGCCUCCCCCAAGCCAGCAUGCUACAGCAGCUCAAAUGGAGUUUCUGCGCCAUGGGUGCUGUCACAUCUCUAGUUUAACCUGGUUUGAUCUUUCAGCUUAUACCCAAAACCCCAACAGGCAUAGAAACACCCAAAGGAUUGAAGCUAUGAGGUUAUUUCCCUAAGCCUACUUAACUGGUUGCCAUUCAGGAGUUAGAAUAAAUUGCCAUGUAACAUGAGUGAGACACAGGCCUGGCAUUGUCUUCUGAAAACCCCAUGUUCUAGGUCAAAAUAUUUCUUUCUUUUAGACCUUGUCACCAUGAAAGCUGUGAGAAUCCUUGCAAGUAACAUCAUGUAAGUCCUGCCAUGAGCCAGGGAGAGGGAAAGAAGUAUCCGAUCUUCUUCGCCUAAUUUUACACCUUUCUGGUACUGUACGCAAGCCUGCAAUACUCUCCUCAGUUGUCCUAGCCUGUUUCAGAACACCACUAUUGCUCUUUACUGUUUAAACUGGGACUGUGGCCCAAACCAAACUCACGUGCUUUGCCACUAAAGCUUACUGGAACUGCCUGGUUGGAUGGGCAGCACUCAGCCACCCUAGGACUGUAUUUUGUACCUAAUGUUGGCCAGCAGCAUAUGUUUCAAAUGAUAGUACAUGUGAGUUUGUACUGAACAAGUUUUAAUAGCCUUUCCUUUUGGGGAGUUUUGUUCUUGGUCCAUUUAAAUUAAUUAGUUGCUUUACUACUAUUGUUAUUAAAAAUAGAAGUAGAAAUACUCAGUCCUCUGAGUGUUGUACAAACACUGCGCACUAUCCUUUUGUGAUUCUUCUUUUUCUAAAGCAUGAGAGUUUAUAUCCCUAACUUUUAAAAAACUAUUUAAUGUAACCAGCCUUCAUCUUCAAUAUAAACGUUUAAUCCCUUAUUUAAUCCAACUAAGCUCUCAGCCUCAAUGUUUUCUGGCAAUGAGAACCAAUAUAAUUUUAUUCUCUAUCGCACAUAAUUUCUUUUUACGGUUCCUGGAUUAAUUGCCUUUUGUUUUCAUUGAAUCCCAUCUGUCCUUGUGUUCUCAGCUGUGAGAGGAAAUAAGGGGCCUGGCUUUAUAUUCUCUGUUGUCCAUUACUCUAGAGACAGUCCCUUUUCUAAAACUGUGGCUUCUCUGUCUCUCUUCAACCCAAACUGUCUAGGUAUCUGAUAACAUGCCGACUGUCUGUCUUCUUUUUCUGCUGAAUCUUUAAGCUUUGGUAACCAGAACUGAAUGCAAUUUGCCAGGGGAGGCUGUGCCAUCUGCUGAUUAUUUUUGGUAUUGUUUUCUAUAGUAGGCAACGCUGUAGGUGAUUUCAGUACUGUAUGUUAUUAUGUAUGUAUGCUGGAGCUAGCUUUAAGCUUGCUAUUGCAGUCUUGGUGGCAGCCUAGCUACAAUGGCAUGAAACCUGGCCAAGGUUGAUUCCCUCCUUGUCUCAGGCAGCCCCUUGGAGCUCAGAGCGAUUGCUGUAGGAAUGUCUGGGGAGCGUAACGCAGCUCUGGGCAGGGAGUGCCUGAAGAGCUGUGUAGAGCUUGGCCUUGGCUGAGGUACCUGUAGGGCUGACACAGUCCUUUGCAGCAUUUCCAGUGCUGCACUGCCACGUGGAUGCUGUGAGACAAAUUCCCAUAAGCAGUGUGGCACAUGCUGGUUAUGUGAGAAAGGGAAUGUCACUAUUACCGGCUGGGAGCAUUGGCAGGAGUAGACACGUAGCUAUGGUAAGGGUCUAAGGAGCGGCUAUUAGUGUUCCAGGUAUCCCUCUGAGGGAAUACCCCAGUUCCCUACAAUGGCUGAGCCAGUGCUGGUGUCUUCCUUGACCUGCAGUGCCAGCACUGGUACUCUUCUGAGCCCUAUCUUGACACUACUCCAGGCUUUGGCCACCUGAAGCUGGAUUAAAGAUUUAUCCUUUUCCCAUAGCUGAACACUGUUCUGGUGAUUUCUAUGAAUUACGUUCUAUGCUGUAAUUAAUCAGGCAGCUGUUUAUUAACCUGGACAGGAUGUUGAUUACCCUUGUAAUCUUUGUACCCUUGUAGCAGAGAGCAACAGAUCAGUUCCUCAAAGGUAUUAGUGGAGGCAUUGGUGAGGAACCAGGUACAUGGAUAUUUGCUAUCGCAGGGGUAAGAGAGGUUGGCCUGCCUUUUGUCUGUCUGCCUUCCUUUCUGAAGCCAAUAUCCUGAAGUCUCUUCAUCCAAAAAAAAGCUGCGGUGAUCCAUCAACCGCUUGAAGACAGAUUUUUAUGUGUAUAUUCAGCAAUCAGAUGAAAGCUUUUGAGAGUUGAACUGCACUGUGGUAUUUAACACCAUCCUGAUAGACUCUCUGGGAGUUCCUUGCAGCUAGAGGGAACAGGAUGGGCUCUGGUGGUAACUGACUUGGGACUGCUCCUUGUGGAACGAGGCACUGUGACCUGGACCAAUGCACUUCUCUUGGGCUGUAUUUUUACUUCAGAAAAAUAUUUAAAUUCCUGCAUCAAGGAGAAACAGUUGUUUGUGUAGUAGCCCACUCAGUCCUAUUAAAAUCCCUUUCUAUUAACUAGGGGCUGAGUACCUCUGAAAUCAGUCAAGUGCCAAAACUAUUGUGUCCCCUGGAUCAACACCAAUGGCUCACAAGCUUUUCAAAACUAGCCUUGAAAGGAAGAAACGACUGCUUUGGAUCAGCUUUACCAAAAAGAAGCUGUGAAGCUGUGUUGCUCUGAUGUCAGCCAAGCAAAAAGCUUUGUUUCUCCUAUGUGUUUAUGUCUGUGCCGGCCUUCGUACAGACAUCAGGACAGCUGUGGCUCAAAGGGCUGAGCUGCAAGCAGGUGUAACUCAAUUCUGGGCUCAUGUUCAGUUGCUGCCCAACAGAAGAAACACAUGGGCAGGAAUUAAAAUUGCAGCAAAUUAAUCCUGCUGGGAAGCGUUUCCUGAGCAUGCUGAGAUUCCCAGCCCAUGCCAGCCCUGGGGUGCAGGAGCCAGCAGCAGGUACCUGUCAAAGGUUUCCACGAGAAGAGAUCAUGCAGGGGCUUGCUGUCAUGUAUGCCUGAUGUGCUGGCCCAGACAGUGGGUCCUCCUCACUGUGAAGAUAGGGAGUGUGGGAGAGAUUCACCGUGGCAAUGUAAUUGGACAACUCAGCUGAAACCACUUUAAAAGUUUGUACUUGUCUCUUACUUUCUUCUCGAAAGCAAACCAAAACCCCUUCAAACAACAAAUCCCUCUUUGCAGUUUAACUAAUCUGCUCUGCUUAAAACUGAGCUGUAUGCAAAGAAGAAACCAUGCUUCUAAAGGUUAGUUCCUUUCUUACUAUUUUCCCCCUCCCCGCUUGCACGUACAGGCUUGCUGGAGAUAAAGUAGGAUUACGACAUCCGAUUGCGGGAUGGAGACCUGUUUAAGAGCGGACACGUGUACUGUUCAGACUACUGAACACUCUGUGUUUUUUUAGAACCAGUAACCAAACACACUGGAGGAAAGCUCCUUUGCUUCAGGUUUACCAUUUCAUUAGCUCAGCAAGACUAAGAAGGAGACUCUGCAAUUCAGCACAACUAUACUGAGGCGUCAACAUUAACUCUCCAAAUAUUUAAACCACAGCUAGGUUGAUUAACACUUGAGAAAUCUUUGUUGUCCUACAAGGCUUGUCUCGCAGUUACAUGGGUUUAACAAUUUGGUUAAAUGGAUAGAACUUUGUUGUUGGCACUUGGGGGUGAUGCACUGUUUGAAUCAGAUGCCUCUGUUCAGCUGAGGCAGGAGCAUCCAUGCACAAGAUGCCUGAAGAAAUAAGCAAAGUGCUCACUAAAUUCCUACUGCUAUUACAUUUAACCAUCCUGAAUAAAUAUAAGUUGCUAGAUUUAGCACCAAAUGUGAUGACAGAAUUACACAAAUCUACUUUUCUUCCCUCAAGAAGACAUGGGAAAUUACCUUGAGAAAUGCAUUAAAGUUUUGUAUGGUAAGUUUUACAGGAAUUUGUCACAGCAUUUUGCAGGCGCACGGCUGAAAAUGAAGAUGUGCCUAAAAAGGCUAGUAGCCUCUGAGACAGCUCACAAACCAAACAGCUGCCAGUACCCACUGAAGGCUGGUCACCUACCUGGAGAAGAGAGCUGAAAAUAGAAGCAGCUGAUUUAAUCUGGGAUCCCAAGUCUCCUAAAGGAGGAGGAUCCUGUUCAAAGAGCUUGCUUCCCGAACACGUCAGGGCCAUGAGAUCUGCAGGUAAAAUAGAAUGAGGUGAACACUCUUUACCUAAAAGCAUCCAGAUAAUUGUAAGGAUCCAACUGAUUUGUUUUACAGAGCACAGUGCAGUAGGUCCUACUUGCUCAAAUAAGUAGGUCUAGGAGAAAAAAGAUAAAAUCUUUUCUC